CUUGCAGUUUCUCUGGGUGGAAAUACCACAGGACAGUCUUUGUGCACUCAUCAUAAUGCAUCCGAUCCCUGUGUGCUCCGGUAAUGGUGGAGACAUAUUUGAUUGUAUUCAAAGAGGAGAUGUUGAACAGUGUAUACUUUUCGUGCAAAAUGAUCGAUCAGUGCUCAAACAAAAAGGCUGGGGAGGUUUCAGCCCGCUCCACUACGCUGCCCUUCAUGGAAACCGCACCCUGGUGGACUUCUUUCUCAGCAGUGGAGCGGACCCUAACAUGACAUGUGAUGCAGGGCAGACAGCGUUUCAUUUCGCCUGCAGGCAAGGAAAUAUCUACAUCAUACACAAAAUGAUGCAAUAUGGAGCAGAUUUACGCCUCAUAGACCUACAGGGGAAAACAUCCAUGCAUCAUGCUGUUACUGGGGGCAACAUAAUUGCAGUGCACUAUUUGUGGGAAACAGGAAUGUUUCGCUUCUCGGAUGCAGACAUGUACCAGGUGACGCCUCUUCACCUGGCUGCGUCCACUGGCAACAUAGACAUGGUUCAGUAUUUGCUCAGAGACCAGCGAUGUGCUGUAGAUGCAAUUGACCAGCAGGGAGCAACAGUGCUUCACAUCGCAGCAGAGCGAGGUGGAGUGGAGGUGUGCUGGACUCUGCUGCAGAAAGCCGGCUGCAGGAUGCUUCAUCAGAAGAACUACAGCGGCCUCACUCCGCUGGAUCUCAGCCAACAGGGAAAAACGUUCAGACAUCAGCAGCUUACAAAAUUACUGAGUUGGUACAUUAAUAAGCCGAUACAUCACAAGCCCAGAGAAUCUCGUGUUCUGUACUACUGGACGUUGUUCUUUCCGUCUCUGGGUGGAGCUGCCAUCCUGCUGGUUGCAGCCAUGUUGGGAGGUUAUGGGGUACUCAUCUGUGCUUUCCUCUUCCCUUGGCUGGCCAGAAGCAUUUUCACACAGUACCACCGCAUGACCACAUACCAAAGGUUACCCAACCCAAUAUACUUGGGAACACUCCUAGCUGGUUUCCUUCAUUCCCUGCUCUGCUUCUAUGGGAAAAUGCUGCCUGAAAGUGUGUGGCCAACCAGUGCUUUGGCUCAUGUCUCGUUGGUCCACUUGUCCAUACUGCUCAGUCUGUUCUACAAGGUUCUGACUCAGGACCCUGGUGCACUGGACAGGGCAGAUGCAGACCCUCGGUUCUCCUGUAUUGCUGACCUGGUGGAGAACAGCCAGAAUCCUCAGAGGUUUUGUCCACACUGUGAGCUGUUCCAGCCUGACUGCACAAAACACUGCAAGCUGUGUGACGUGUGCAUCAAAGACUACGACCAUCACUGCCUUUUUCUCAACCGCUGCGUUGGUCGGAGAAACCACAGACUCUUCCUCAUCUUCAUCCUCUCUAUGGCUGCUGCCCACCUUCUUUUUAUUGUCUCCGGGAUAACUUACCUGCACAGCAAGAUGUCAGCAGGAGGUCACGGCGUGUCACUGUGGCUCACAUUUCUGGGGGAGGAGUUCUGGGUUGUGGUUAUGAUGGUUAUGAACGCCCUGACGCUCUUUUGGGAGGUGUGGCUCCUGACUGAGCAGUUCAAUGCUGUUGCCAUGGGAACAACCACUUAUUUCAGACACCGUGAGAGCUCAGGACGACAAAGGUCAUUAGGGCAACGCUGUGUGGUUUUUUUGGCCUUUCUCUUGGAGGGACGGAGAUCAAUGGGUAGCCGACAAAUCACAAAGGAUAAACCCACUGUAGACAUUUAA
Molecule: messenger RNA, 1738 nt
Organism: Nematolebias whitei (Rio pearlfish)
Lineage: Eukaryota; Metazoa; Chordata; Actinopteri; Cyprinodontiformes; Rivulidae
Product: putative ZDHHC-type palmitoyltransferase 6
Exons: 10
Coding region: 56-1738 (560 amino acids)
Biological process (GO): protein palmitoylation
Cellular component (GO): Golgi membrane
Molecular function (GO): protein binding; palmitoyltransferase activity
Source: RefSeq, a predicted model, not a curated record